AUGGUGGAGGCUUUCUGUGCUACCUGGAAGCUGACGGACAGCCAGCACUUUGAUGAGUACAUGAAGGCGCUAGGUGUGGGCUUUGCCACUAGGCAGGUGGGAAAUGUGACUAAACCAACAGUGAUCGUCAGUCAGGAGGGGGACAAAGUGGUCAUCAGGACACAAAGCACAUUCAAAAACACAGAGAUUAGUUUCCAUCUGGGAGAAGAGUUUGAUGAAACCACUGCAGAUGACAGAAACUGUAAGUCUGUUGUUAGCCUGGAUGGAGACAAACUUGUUCAUGUACAGAAAUGGGAUGGCAAAGAAACAAAUUUCGUAAGAGAAAUUAAGGAUGGCAAAAUGGUUAUGACUCUCACUUUUGGUGAUGUGGUUGCUGUUCGCCACUAUGAGAAGGCAUAG
This is a messenger RNA of Puma concolor (puma), 399 nucleotides long. RefSeq names its product fatty acid binding protein 7 (gene FABP7). Lineage: Eukaryota; Metazoa; Chordata; Mammalia; Carnivora; Felidae. Gene Ontology annotation, molecular function: lipid binding. The record is from RefSeq and is a predicted model, not a curated record.